GGGAAAACUGAACGGGCCUAGCCUACGGUAUACACGUACUGUACCACGCACCAGGCAGGGCGCAAGACUACAGUGCUGGUACGCCACAGUACAGUGUGCAGGUCCGAUUGCGCCAUAUAUACUGCUAAGCCACUAUUUAUUGCACAUGUUUGCCGAGUCUAGCUAACAAGUCUUGCUAUUCACAGUGCUGACGUUUCUGCCCGGCCGCGGUCUCUCUGGAAAAAUGUUCAUGGGCGUAAUUCUUAUGCAGUAAUCAUUGAACCUGACAAGGUAUCUUUUGAAAUGGAGGACUUGGAAGAUAUUGUUUUAGAUGAAAUAGCACUUGAAGGUUUGGAUGGAGUGAGUCUAGAAAGACUAUGGAUUCUUCUCGAGCAGAGGCCAGCUCAGUUUCAUCUCAAGUGUGAUGACUACACCAAGAACUUCAUCUGGCAAGACUUGCUGUGUCAUCAUCAAACCAUCUCCUUCUACACUGUACCGGAAGAAUUCCUACAGCUCGAUGAAAGUGUGGUCGAGGAAAAGAAACCUUCCAAAAAGAAAAAGAGAUCAAAGACCAAUCAUCAGGCAAAUGAAGCAAUGAUAGAUGAUCCAGAAACAAAGGAUAGAGGAUACUGUCUGUGCUACGAACAGAGGAAAGAUGUGACCGCAGAAAUACGUAAAGGUACCAAGUCAGGCUGCCUUAGUCUUCAACAAGUCAUAAAGAAAUGGGGAAACUCCUUGGUGCUAGUAGCCAGUCAGGAAGCGCGCCUACAUGCUCUCAUUUCACAAGUCACCACUGCAGAUGUACCCCUUUUCACUAUCCAGUACUGUUGCCUAGAGCACGUGGGAAAGUGCAGGUACCUCGGUGCAUCUCAGCCCAGUAUCUCUGUCAGGUUUGAUGUUGACCUCUCCUACGUCUUCCACAUGUGCAAGAAAUUGCUGAAACAUGGAGUUGUCGUCAAAAAGACAAUUGAGAAUCUAGCUCACAUCUACUUGAUUCGGUUCCAGUCACAAUGUCAGAUAACCCGGAAAACCAAAGUUAUUGACAACAUCUUGGACUUCAUAGCCACCCAACCACACAACACGUGCCCUAGAUAUGAGCUGGUGGAACAUGUGCUGAAAUCAGAGGAAGAAGUGUCUUACAACCAGUUCAAGAAAGCCCUCCGAGCUCUUAAAACGGCCAAGUUGGCAGAAGCAGUGAGCAUUGUUGCUAAAGAGCUGCCCCAGUACUCCUGCCCAGAGGUGGCACAGUCCAUGAAGGAGCAUCUCACCAAGAUCAAGGCACAGGAGGGUGACGCCAAAAGAAAACCAGAAGAUUUCAUUAUCACUUGUAUUCGUCUUGUGGAUCAGAGCAGCAUUGCUGAUAAUAGUGUUGAAGACCAUGAUGAUGAUGAUACAGAUCUCGUUUUGAAAGGAAUAAACGCUGCCAAAGAAAUUGACUUCUCCAAGCUGCAUUUUAAUAUAGAACUGACUGAUACACAACAGGUGUAUUACUAUGUGGAGAAGAACCAGAAUGAAUUGAAUGGAGUUUCUAUAAAUGAAACGAUGCAUGCUUUGAUGAUGGACAGAUAUCGAGUGAGAGUCAUCUUCAAGAGGUUAGCCAGAAAAGAAUUGAUGAGGAGCUUCACCUUCAUGACAGGACGGGCGAGGGAGAUGAGAUUCUUCACUCAGCAUGGAUUAGACGAAGGGACAGUCCCCAAACAAGUUUUGCAGAUGUAUCAUCAAGGAGAAAAGAAGCCUCUGGUCGUGAAACAGACACCAACAAAAGUCGAUGACCCAGCAGGUAUCCUGUCCUCAGCAGAAUCCUCACCAGGAGUCUCACAAUCAACAGGCAAAUCUAAGCCAGUAUCACAAGAUGCAGUGCCAGCUGGUAAGUCUAAAAUCACUAAGGCUUGGAAAAACCUGGAGAGAAGUAGACUGAUAUUGGAGCAUGUAGCAUAUGUUCGUGUGGUGGAGAUUCCUCUUUUAUUCAAGUACAUCAAGAAGACAGAAGCAGAAAUGGGGAGCAAGACAGAAUGUUGCAGGAAGUCUUUAUUCAGGAUGGUUAUAAAUUUGGCCAAAGACAAGAAACUGAAUUACUUCGUAAAAGAAAUUCAACGCAAGGAAGGAAAUAAAAUUGAAUCAGUCAAGAUUGUGUCUCAUGCUAGUAUUGGAGAUGACGAUCCUCAAGUUCAAGCCGUGCUGGAUAAGAUAAUCGUCAAACCGCACUUUGCUCCACAGCCUGUCAAGAUGCCUCACUUGUAUCGCAAACUGAAGGGAAAGCCUGGCAAGAAAACAUUAGCAAUGUCAGAUCUACUCAAAAGCAAGAUGCAGCACACCCAUGAGAAGAGGAAGAUCAUGGAGAGAUACGGGUACACUGGCAAGAUGGAGAGGUUAGAUGCCCUUCACCGGUUCCUCUGGCACCUCAUCUAUGAGAGCAAGGAAGUAGGUGAAGUCAAGCUGGAGCCACUGGAAAAGUUAUCCUCAGAAGACCUUGAAGUAGGUCCAGUCAAGCUGGAGCCAUCGGAUACCACGUUAUCCUCAGGAGCCAAGGAGAAUUCAGAGACAUCUGCCAUGCCUCCAGGAUGCACAGAUCAUCAGUCGGGCCAGGCAGAUAUUGAUGUAGCCCCACGAAUCAAGAACAGUACUACCGCAGACAAGACAGGUCAAAGUUCAAAAGACGAGAGCACCACGGAGAGCGAAGAGAUCCCUCAGACCCACAUUGAAUGCUAUGCUAUCAAGAACAGUACUACCGCAGACAAGACAGGUCAAAGUUCAAAAGACGAGAGCACCACGGAGAGCGAAGAGAACAGUACUACCGCAGACAAGACAGGUCAAAGUUCAAAAGACGAGAGCACCACGGAGAGCGAAGAGAUCCCUCAGACCCACAUUGAAUGCUAUCUAGAUACCACCGACCCAUUGGACUGGAGACGAUACGUGCCCCCAGGGAGAGGACAUGUAGGCAGGGUCAAAGGUUGGGCAACCAUGAAUGACAUCCUCUUAGCUCUCCCAUUGUCUCUCUAUUGCAAGAUGAAUUCAGUCUUACGAGAUGAACCCGGUUUGGAUGAGGCUUUAGCGCAUCCCAGAAUGAGACACUACCCCAUCAACGUCCUCCGUCUUAAAAUGUUCCAUGGGUGUGACAUCAAGCGUACUAUCGGCAAUCUUCAUAACUGUCUAUUAGCUCUUAGUGGCAUGGGUCUCAUCUACUUUGAUCGUGAUCAGAGAAACCAGCUCAGAACUCAGGUGAACUUCUACCUGUGUAGAUCAGGGUCUUUCCUGGACACUACCAGCUCGGCCCCAGGGUCCGAUCAGACAGAGGAAAAAGAAUAUCCUCGGAGGACCUAUAACUUCACUUCUCUGGACAAUGUGGCACAGUACUGGCUAGACUUCAAGAUGACCUGCUUCAGCACACCUCUCGGUGUGAUCAAGCUGCAGUGUUGCAAGGCACCCAAGGAUCCCAAGGCACCUAAGGAAGGCAAGAUGUUGAGCAUGGUAGCAGAUAGUAUCUAUGCAGCUCCUCCUGAUCCUACCACCAUCCCUGGAGACCAUCGUGGAGCCGGCGGAUUGGACACAUCCUUCUACGCGCACCGGAGUGGGAAUUGGGACAAGAUAAAAUGUAGGAGUACAGAAGUGAAAAAAUCAACAAGGAAGAAGAAGAAGAAGAAGAAAUCUGAAAGUGAGGGUGAAGUAGGAGAGAAAGAAGCUGAAUACAGAGACGGAGUGAAGGUGGUCAAAGUAGAAGCCUCGGAACAUAAGAAGGCAACAGCUGGGGGCAAAGGUCAGAAGCGAAAGCCCCUGAAGGUCAAGUCCAAACCUGAGAAAUCAAAGGUAGGAGAGGAACGUUCAUCAGUUCCUGGACAAACCGAUCAAGGCCCGGUAGAAGGCGCCGCCGGAGACAAAAGCAUGGUAGAGAUAGCGAGCCAGAAGGGCAAGAAGCUGAAGAAGGCCAGGCCCCAGUCCAAGCCCAAGCCCAAGUCCAGGUCUCAUCUGGUUCGCAAUCUGCACAUCUACGAUGAUGAGGAUCUGAUAGCAGCGAAGAGGAAGAUUCUCAGGAGGGUCAAAUGGAGUGCAAGAGAAGACAAUUUGAUACUAUUAUGUGGCUUGUCUCUACGGAUCCUGAGAGUCAAGUGUGCCAAGAGUGAUACAGUGAAGCGCUUUGUGACGUGGGCUGUAGUCCGUGAUGUUCUUCAGGAAAAUCUGGAAGAAUCCUACGAUAAGACAGCUGCAUCAGCUGCUCGUCGGUUUAGACUGCUUCUCAAGGACUACACCAACAUGUCCAACUUCUCUGUGUGCUUGACUGACGUACGAGCAGACAAGGAUAUCAUGACAGAGUUCAUGUCAAGGAAGAGAGACUAUGAUUUGGAGGCUACACGGCAGCAAGAAUUCAGAGAAUUAGUUAUGAGACUGGCCAAGAAGUUUGAGUCUCAGGACAAGAGUGCAAUCUUAGCAAUACCUUCAACUCUGGAGGAGCUCUAUGAGAUGUAUGACCUGAUGAACAGCAGUCUUCCUGUUGCCACGACGAUGGAAGAGUUUGAAUCCAGGGAUGUCAAGUCAGAAGAAGAAAUCACUUUCAGUAUCCUCUUCAAAAUUGUGCUGAUAUCCAUGUUAUCACAUCACUUCAAACAGCAUGACAUGAGAGAGAUCUACUUUGUUUUGAGACAGUAUGACCCACUCAUGCUCCAGAGGGCAGUAGACUCCUUCAAGAGCCAUGGCUUCAUGGGAAGAAAUCGUAAUGGUGUGAUGGAUUCUAUCAACACCAAACGAGCCAUGCAUGUGGUACCCAUGUCCUUCCAGUUCACCAAGACCUUCUUCAAUCUCUUCAAUGCACCCACCAUUCCAAGCGAGAUCCUGGGUGAAACCAGCACCAUUCUAGGUGAUAUCCUGACAGCAUGUAGACAAGAGUCUGAUCAGACAUCCACAGAAGAAGGUGAAGCAGCCGCAGUGUGCAUAGAUGAUAUGAAGGGCAACAAAUCUAGUAUACUCUGUAUUCCUGCUCUAGAGCUGGCUUCUGAUUCUGUGGACAUUCCAAAGGACAUCAUAUCAUUAGAACUGAGCGAUAGAGAGAGAAAACGUCUACAGAAGAAGCAUGAAGUAGAAAUGAUGAGGGAGUUGGAAGAUUGUGACUUGGAUGAUGAAGAUGACGAUGACAGUCUCUCUGAGAAACCAAGAGAAGGGAAGAGGAAGGCAUCGGAGAUCAGUGAGGAUUUAGCUCCUAGGAAGAUGCUGAGGCAGUUGGUGGGGGACGUUGGACGUAAGAAGGUAGCAUUUGUCAGGACAGCCCACAAGGAGUGGUGUCAGACCCAGACAGACAAGCAGGUGGUUUCAGAACCUGAGAAAACCACCAAGGGUACGAUGAGGUCACUCAUUCCUCGAUUAUUGGUCAACGCGGAUAAGGAGAAUGUAGAUAUGGACUCCAGUAGUUCAAAAGCUACUGAACCAUCACAGGAACCUGUUAUAUAUGAUUCAGCAGUGACUGCUAGACGCAGUCUUGCCUUGGACCAUGAUUACUUCAUCCAUGAAGAGGACAAAGCUCCAGAGACAUCUCAAGAUGGAAAUCAGUCUGAAGUGUCAUCUCGGCUGACUUCAGGAGAAGCAGAUGCACCUCCAGAGAACACCACCCAGGUUGACUAUGCAGCUUCUCCAUGUAAAGCUCCAUCCGAUGGAGCAUCGACGGCUAAGUCCGCUAAGACCUCGGACUCCUUCUUCACUUGGUUGACCAUGAGAGGGUUCCUGACCCAGGAGUAUUCCAAGAAGCCUCAGAACAUCCACGAGGACAUCACUGUCCGUCGAUGCAGCAUUCACUUGAAACCCACUGCAUGUCUCUUCAACAUCCUGGACAAGUUUUAUGUGCCUUCCAAGCAGGAACCUCACGAGCAAGAUCCAAUGCAAGACAUGGAGAUUCCUGAGGACAAUGCCAGUCGAAGUACUCAAAGUUCACAGCCUAGCAAUUCUGCAAGUGAAGGACAAGGCAUAGACGCUGAAGUGACUGGCGAUACUCAACACACCCCAACCCCAUCAAGGAAUGGCACCAGUGCUGGAAAACUCAUUCCACAUGAAAAGACCAUGAACCUUCCAUGGCACUCAGAAAGCAAAAGUAAAACUGUGAGAACUAUCGCACCAGGACAUGUGCAAAGCAUAGGUGAGUUGCUCUGUCAGCCUUGUGGACCAGUCCAGGCCUUUCGAAGUCCUACACCUAACAGUGAACUCGGACCAAGCUUGGAAUACACUGUCAAAGAACCCUGCCGGAGUCUGGAAGACAUUUGCAAAGGGCAUAAACAGAGUGAGCUCUUCUGGACCAUCUUCCAGCAUGUCAAAGCAGCAGGGGCAUUAGGCCUCACCUACCCACAGCUUUUCGACUCACUUGGACAACAUAGAGAGCGUACAAGAACCAGAGUAUUCAACUGUUUGAGGAUCUUACUCCAAGAACAAUUCCUCCUAGAAGUUGGUACCACUGUCUUGAGACUCGUGGCUCAGGAGAGUGCCUCCAAAUGGUUACUGAAAUCUGUGAAGUCAAUAGCAUUGCCUACCACCACCCCUCCAGAGAGCAGUGGUUUGGUCAAUCCAGCAAAGAAGACAAAGGUAUCGGAACAAUCCAUUCCACAGGAAGGAGUAACAAAUGGUGAUCAUACUGUGAGGGAUGAACACCAGACACCAGAGGGGGGAAGGUUACCAGAUAUGCAUGACGGAACUCUCCCCAUAAAGCAAGUGGACUCGUCGAAGGCAGACACAAAUAAGAGACUGCAGGAGGCUUCUAUUACCAGUGGAGGGGAGAGAUCAGAGAUCGAGAGGGACAAGCAGGCAUCGAUAGAGGAUCGAUUGGCAGAGGCUGUAGCUACAGAUGAAGAUACAUCAAGUUCGGCAUCAGGGCUCAAGGGAAAGAAGCGAAAGAAAGGUGACAAGAAGGAAAGGAUACAGCCUGAGGUGAGGCAUGAACCAGUGACCAUUCUGAGCCAUCCCUGGACAAACAUUGAUGGAUCAGUGAGCACAAAGUCUCUCACCAUGUUUGUAAGCAGUCUAGGUUUACUGAUCAUCUCAAAGCCAGGAAUGAAAGAGAGCGAUAUCUUCCAUCAUUUCCAGGAUGUCAUGGCUCCUGUGGAAUGCUUGCAUCUUAUCAAGAUCCUCGUGAAUGCAGAAAUCAUCACUAGACAUUCAACCUAUACUAGCGUGAAGCUGAAUCUGUUUGAUCCUCCCUCAAACACCAAACCCAGGGCUACGUUCUUCUACCAACCGACCGUAUGGGCACUGAUGAAUUUAGCUCUACUGAGGGACAACCUAGCCAAGUCCAAGGGAGUAGAAAGCUGACGUAUUUGAUUCUAUUGUGGUCUGCCCGUGAACACCAAACCCACAUCAGGGGUUUGCUGCAGACAAUCAGUAGGAGCACUGAUGAACUUCGCUCUUCUAAAGGACAACCUGGCCAAGGUCAAGAGAGUGGAAAGAUGACUCAUAUGAGUCUUGAACACCAAACCCACUCCAGGGGUUUGCUGUUGACAAUCGGCAGUGGCACUGAUGAACUUUACAACUCUUCUGAAGGACAACGUAGCUUAUAGUACGGAAGCAGGAAGAUGAGUUAGAUCAAUUGUUUUGGCCAUCCUUGCAACAUCGUCCCAAGGCUAUGGUCUCCUAUCAACCAAAAUUCAGAGACCCUGAUGAACUUAGCUCUACUUUAGGACAACCUACUCCUGUCUAAGAGGUAGUAGAAAGCUGAUCUUGCUAAAUCUCUUUGGUCCUUGACCAAACCUAGGCAAGGAAGUGGACCUGUCUGAAGGAAAACCUAUUCUUCUUCUAGCUUUGGUAGCAGGAAUCUGAAUUCAUUUGGCCCAGCCUCAAACAUUGACCAAUAGCAGGAGUCUAUCAUAGACCAAUGGUAGGGCCAAUGUUGCAUGAAUCUAUACAUUGUAGCCGUCCCUCUAAAAUAUAAUCAAGCGUAUGGUCCUCUACUAACUAAUCUAGACUGGUUUACUGGUGAACUUAGCUCAAUUAAUACCUAUUAUCUUAGUAAUAACAGAAACCUGAAUAUGUUUUGCCCACCCCUUCCCCUCCCACACCAAAACUCAAUUCCAAUAGGGUCACUACUGAAUCUAAUCUGUAAUUCCACCAAAGAAACUCUUUUUGACUUCAAAUAUGUCUCAAAUUCUAGUGCCGCUGUUAAAGAUUGCAAUGAUCAAAUGAUUUAAUGAAUGUUCUAACUUAAAUGAAUUUCAUGUAUAAGCAUUUGAUAAUAUUGGUAACUAUGAUUGUAAAAACAUAUUAUAUCAAUUGAAAGUUCAAAUUAGGCUAGAAUUGUGAUGAUUUUUUUUUAAUUUUAAAUUAUUUUUUUAAAGCAAAAUAUCUUCAAACUGAUAGUAAAAAGGCAUCAUCGUUAGAGCUUCAAGUAUCAGUUCUUCAAUGCUUUUUGCAUUACUUCAAAGUGGCAAUAAUUUUAUUUUAUUUGUAUGUAUUAAUCAUUUUAAAAUCAUAUAGAAAUUUGAUAAUACAAUUAGUUGCUAGUCUUUGCAAAUACCAUGUUUUAACAGUAAUCUUGUUUUCUCUCUGUCCUUUUUUUGGCAAAUGUUUUGAAUUGAUUAAAUUGUAUGAAGGAAGGAAGCAAUAUAUGAAGAUGAGAAUAAAAACUGUCAGGAUUUAGAUCAUGAAAUGAUUUAACAGGCCCCUAGCAGAUAUUUAAGGUCCAGGACGCUUGUCAAAAAAUAAUUCAUCAAAAAGGCAUUCAUGCAGACUUUCAUGUCCUGUGAAUGGAUAACCUAUCAAGGAUUUUCUUCUUCACCAUACCACAAAUUUUGUUUUUGUCAGAACAUGAUUCAGUAUAUGAUGUCCUUUACAUGUACCAGGACAUGCAUGUAUACUAUUAUUAUUCAUACCCACUGAAUGAAAGUAAAACCACAACCUCUCAUUAUGUUAAGUAAAGUAUCAAGUUAUUGUUACAAUACAUUCUCAAAUGUUCUUUACAUGCAUCCCAAUCCGACUUCACUGUGCAGUGCAGUAUUGCUCUGAAAAAAUACCCAGUUAUUUUGUGGGAAUCAAAAGCAGGAUUUAACUGUUCUUGUAUGUUUGGAUGCCAAUGGUAUUUGUGUUUUAUGGUACCUCGCAUUGUUUUUGCUGUAAAUGGCUGAACAGAUGGUUAAUGCCAGUCAUGUGGAAUUUGGUCAUUAUAUAUAAUUUAUAUGGAGUGUGACAUCUAGGGCCAGUCUUAUAAAGAAUUGAUAUCAAUCACAACUGUACAUGAGAGAUAGGGGACUGCAAACUCACGAUUGAUUGGAGGGCUUGCGAUUGAUUUAUUAAAUGAAAUUGGUUUUGAAUGGCAAAUACCAAGACCAGAUAGCAUUAGCCAUUCCAAUGCCUUCAAAAAUCUAUCAAAAACAGUAUUUCUUUAAGUUCAUCAUGUUUUAAGUAUACUGGUUACUAGACGGGUGAAAUGAUAAAGUGAUAGAGUGGAUCGUGUUUGAUUAUGUAGCUGGAUUCAAUUUCUAGAAUAAGACUGUUACUCGGUCAAUUUUGAUUAUGUACAAAAUGAGCGUUCACAAUGAGCAGUAUGUUACAUACAUGUUUGAUCUUUGUAUUUAUUAUUCAUAAAAGAAUUUUACUAAUUUAAAAA
Molecule: messenger RNA, 9544 nt
Organism: Strongylocentrotus purpuratus (purple sea urchin)
Lineage: Eukaryota; Metazoa; Echinodermata; Echinoidea; Camarodonta; Strongylocentrotidae
Gene: gtf3c1
Product: general transcription factor 3C polypeptide 1
Exons: 36
Coding region: 283-7257 (2324 amino acids)
Biological process (GO): transcription initiation at RNA polymerase III promoter; 5S class rRNA transcription by RNA polymerase III
Cellular component (GO): transcription factor TFIIIC complex
Molecular function (GO): DNA binding
Source: RefSeq, a predicted model, not a curated record